GGGGCGGGGCGGGUUCCCCUUGGGAGGUCCCGCGACCGGGUCCGCGGGCACGUCGUCGGCGCGCCUGGACCGUGCGGGAGAAGCUGCAGGAGACCAUGGCGCUGCGUGCGGCCGUGUUCGACCUGGACGGGGUCCUGGCGCUGCCGUCGAUCGCCCGCGCCUUCGGCCGCGCGGAGGAGGACCUGGCGCUGCCCAGAGGCUUUCUGAGUGAAGCUCUGAACUUAAAAGGCCCAGAUGAAUCUAUUGCCCGCCUCGUGACAGGAGAGAUCACAUUCUCCCAGUGGGUGCCAUUCAUUGACGAAGACUGCAAGAAACGCUCUAAGAACUCUGGAAUCAACCUCCCUGAGGAGUUCUCUAUAAAUCAAAUUUUUGCCAAGGCAAUUUCAGCAAGAAAGAUAAACCACCCCAUGCUUCAAGCGGCUCUCACUCUCAGAAAGAAGGGAUUUACAACCUGCAUCCUCACCAACAACUGGCUGGACGACAGCUCCGAAAGAGGCACCCUGGCCCAGCUGUUGUGUGAGCUGAGGCCACACUUUGACUUCCUGAUAGAGUCAUGUAGGAUCAGAAUGGCCAAGCCUGAGCCUCAGAUCUACAAGUACGUGCUGGACACCUUGAAGGCCAGCCCCAAUGAGGUGGUUUUCUUGGAUGACAUCGGGGCUUAUCUGAAGCCAGCCCGUGACUUGGGAAUGGUCACCAUUCUCGUCCGCGACACUGACACAGCCCUCAGAGAGCUGGAGAAAGUGACCGGGAUGCAGCUUCUCAAAACUGCAGCCCCGCUGCCCACCCCCUGCAGUCCAAAUGACGUGAGCCACGGGUACGUGCCCAUAAAGCCUGGAGUGCGUCUGCACUUCGUGGAGCUGGGCUGCGGCCCCGCCGUGUGCCUGUGCCAUGGCUUUCCUGAGAGCUGGUUCUCUUGGAGGUACCAGAUCCCUGCUCUGGCCCAGGCAGGUUUCCGGGUACUGGCUGUGGACAUGAAAGGCUAUGGAGAGUCGUCUGCUCCUCCUGAAAUAGAAGAAUAUUCCAUGGAAGUGUUAUGUAAGGACAUGGUAACCUUCCUGGAUAAGUUGGGCAUCUCUCAAGCGGUGUUCAUUGGCCAUGACUGGGGAGGCAUGCUGGUGUGGAACAUGGCUCUCUUCUACCCUGAGAGAGUGAGGGCAGUGGCCAGUUUGAAUACUCCCUUCAUGCCAGCAAAUCCCAAUGUGUCACCAAUGGAGAUCAUCAAAGCCAAUCCUGUUUUUAAUUACCAACUCUACUUCCAGGAACCAGGAGUGGCUGAGGCCGAACUGGAACAGAACCUGAGUCGGACUUUCAAAAGCUUCUUCAGAACCAGUGAUGAGGGUUUUCUCUCCACGAGCAGAGUCUGUGAAAGGGGAGGACUCUUCGUGGCAGCCCCAGAGGAGCCCAGCCUCAGCAGCAUGGUCUCUGAGGAGGACAUCCAGUUCUAUGUGCAGCAGUUCAGGAAGUCUGGCUUCAGGGGUCCCCUAAACUGGUAUCGAAACGUGGAAAGGAACUGGCAGUGGGGCUGCAAAGGCUCGGGACGCAAGAUUCUGAUUCCCGCCCUGAUGGUAACUGCAGAGAAGGAUGUCGUGCUUGUUCCUGAGAUGUCCAAGCACAUGGAGGACUGGAUCCCCCACCUGAAAAGGGGCCACAUUAAGGAUUGUGGACACUGGACACAGAUGGAGAAGCCCACCGAGUUGAAUCAGAUCCUCACUGAGUGGCUGGAAACUGAUGCCAGGGACCCGCUGGUGGUCUCGAAGCUCUAGGAUGUGACGCAUACAAACCCCCAGCAGGCUUUCAACGCUGUCAUCUGCUGGGACACUGCUCUUGGUCCCUAGACGAGGCCUUACCCCCAUCUCUCAUAACGAGCAGCGUUGUUCUGAAGGGGUUUACAACAAAGAGUGAUUUUCUUUAUGUGAAAUGAGUCAAGUUUGACGUGAUUUUAGAUGGAAGAAGAAUCGUGUGAUUAGUUCUCCGGGAAUAAAUGCAUCAGUGUCUCUCUAAGAACCGUUAGUGUUCUCUAGAGGGACAGCGUGGGACGGCCAGGGGUGAUUCUCUUUGACUAACCAGUUCAUAGUUUUGCAGCAAAAUCAGUAGUUAACUUUGAAGCAUUCCGGCAGGGAUUGGAAGUCCUUUGUUCAAUAAAGCCGAGACGACGGUGA
Molecule: messenger RNA, 2159 nt
Organism: Equus caballus (horse)
Lineage: Eukaryota; Metazoa; Chordata; Mammalia; Perissodactyla; Equidae
Gene: EPHX2
Product: epoxide hydrolase 2
Biological process (GO): cholesterol homeostasis; phospholipid dephosphorylation
Cellular component (GO): peroxisome
Molecular function (GO): magnesium ion binding; lipid phosphatase activity
Source: RefSeq, a predicted model, not a curated record